CUUUUACUUUUUCAAGAAGAAGAAAAAAUUGUGCUUUCCAAAUUUUGUCAACUGAAUUUUUUCACCAAAAUUCUGCACUGAAAUUUAUUCACUUACAUUUUUCUCUAAUCUUUCAACAGCGCCUAUGAUUACACUAUAAAACCUAAAGACAAAGUGCUGGCCAUGACUGACAUACAAAUACAGUUACCUGAUGGUUGCUAUGGAAGAGUUGCACCACGAUCGGGGUUGGCAGUGAAGCAUUUUAUAGAUGUUGGAGCUGGUGUGAUAGAUCAAGACUAUAGAGGAAAUGUGGGAGUGGUCAUGUUUAAUUUCUCAGAAUCAGAAUUUGAAGUAAAGAAAGGUGAUAGGAUAGCACAGCUGAUAUGCGAGAAGAUAUAUAUGCCAGAAUUAGAAGAAUGUGAGAAACUGGAUGAUUCUGAACGUGGUGUUGGUGGAUUUGGAUCAACAGGACAAAAAUAAAAUACUUUACCAAGUAAUAACUUUCAAAGCUAAUGUGACUGCCAUUCAUAUCUACUGUAAAUUUGUAUACUAUAUUUACAUAUGUAUUUUCUAGCUGCCACAGAAGUAAAACAUGUUAUUCAGUUUGCUCAACUUGCAUGUAUUACGUUCUACGUACUCUGAUAAGGCAACUGUUUUUUCUCUAUCAAGAUUCCUCUGUGUUCGUACGUUUAUUUUUGAUAACUACAUGUAAGUGUUUGUUCACGAAACUGUCAAGGACACGUAUCAGUUCAAUGUGACCAAAUAAAAUACAUUUUUCGUAACUUC
Molecule: messenger RNA, 765 nt
Organism: Saccoglossus kowalevskii
Lineage: Eukaryota; Metazoa; Hemichordata; Enteropneusta; Harrimaniidae
Product: deoxyuridine 5'-triphosphate nucleotidohydrolase-like
Biological process (GO): dUMP biosynthetic process; dUTP catabolic process
Molecular function (GO): dUTP diphosphatase activity; magnesium ion binding
Source: RefSeq, a predicted model, not a curated record